Messenger RNA from Psylliodes chrysocephalus, 660 nucleotides. NCBI's taxonomy places the organism in Eukaryota, Metazoa, Arthropoda, Insecta, Coleoptera, Chrysomelidae. The record is from the annotation of a GenBank genome assembly.
AUGAUAUUUAUUGUACUUUUUAUUUACAGAUGUAAGUUAAAAUGUAUGGAGACUAUCUCAGAAGAUAAUAUCCAAAGUAGUAUCCAUUUUAUUAACAAUUUUGAUAGUAAAAAUGCCCAAUACACAUACUUGCAGGCGUUGAUUGAAAAGCAGGAAAUACAUAGAAAACGUCCCAGAUCUGAAGUACCUAAGAAUAGACAAUUUACUUUCAAAUAUCACAUUAAGAUAGAAGGUGCUAAAUUAAAAGUGUGCAAAAAAGCAUUUUCCAGCAUCCAUGGAAUUUCUGAGAAACAAGUUAGACGUUUAUGUAUUUUAUUAAAAAUAAACGAGCAACCUAUAGAUCAUAGAGGAAAAUCACAGGGAUCACGGAGCAAUGCAAUAUCUGGUGAUACAUUAUCUAAAAUCCGGGAACAUAUUGAGUCAUUUCCUGUCAAAUGUGUGCACUACUAUAAUAAAGAUGCGUCAGCCUAUUACUUAGAUGAAAAACUCAUUUUGAAAACUAUGCAUGUAUUUUACAAACAAAAAUAUCCAGAUCAUCCAGUUAAAUAUAAAUUUUACUUAAAAUAUAUGCAGGAAAACUUUAGCUUAUCAUUUGGUAGAAAGAAAAUUCAUGUCUGUGCACUGUGUGGAGAGUUAAAGAUUAAACUAAAAAAAAACUAA